Molecule: messenger RNA, 2066 nt
Organism: Acipenser ruthenus (sterlet)
Lineage: Eukaryota; Metazoa; Chordata; Actinopteri; Acipenseriformes; Acipenseridae
Product: pyrimidine-specific ribonucleoside hydrolase RihA-like
Exons: 6
Coding region: 243-1184 (313 amino acids)
Molecular function (GO): hydrolase activity, hydrolyzing N-glycosyl compounds
Source: RefSeq, a predicted model, not a curated record
CGAUACACUCUGCAACACACAUUUCAGUCUUGGCUACUUGUUUGUGAUCCCAUAACUGAGUGUCCCCGGAUUUAGUUUACAAAAUACGGGCACCCUAUACUACAUAUCAUGUGACAACUUCAACUUCCGCUAACAGCAGCUCCAGGCUACUGGAGAGAACAGGGAGGAGCUAAUCUAUAAUUUGCAAAGUCGUUUUUAUCUUCAAAAGCCCGCCUCAUAAGCAGAACAGAGGAAAGCAUAAGAUGACAAAGAAACUGCUGAUUGAUGUUGACUGCGGUGUGGAUGACGCCCAGGCGAUAAUGAUGGCCCUGGCAGCUCCUGAUGUGCAGAUCCUGGGGAUAACCUGUGUUCAUGGAAACACUUCCAUUGACAAUGUCUGCAAAAAUGUGCUCAGAGUUCUCAAAAUUUGCAAGAGGCUUGAGAUUCCUGUGUUUCGCGGUGCUUCUACACCGAUUCUUUCGGACUCCCUGGAUUCUGGCAAUUUCCAUGGGGAGGAUGGCUUGGGUGAUUUUCCAGACCCGGAGGCACCGGGAUUGGACCUGAUGCAGAAGGAGCAAGCAGUGCAGGCCAUGAUAAGGAUCGUCACUGAACAUGAGGGGCAGGUCUGUCUUGUUGCUACUGCACCAUUGACUAACCUUGCUCUGGCAGUAAAGAUUGAUCCAAGUUUUCCUGAGAAACUGAAGAGUCUUUUUAUUAUGGGAGGAAACAUGGAAUCGAGAGGAAACACCACAGUCUGUGGAGAGUUUAACUUCGCAGCAGAUCCAGAAGCGGCCUACAUCGUCUUGAAAGAUUACUUGUGCCCUACAUACAUUGCCACGUGGGAAUACACUUAUCAUCACAAACUCCCCUGGGGUUUCUGUCAUAGUUGGAUGGACCAGAACACAGAAAAAGCCAGAUUCAUGAAGAACAUCCUUGCCUACAGUAUGGAGAUGACAAAAGGCGAUAUGACUGGUGGUGAAGGUUUUUUGUCUUGUGACUCCUAUGCCAUGGCUGCAGCUAUUGAUGAAGAAGUUGUUACAGAAUAUAUCGAGUGUGCAGUAUCUGUGGAGCUGUCCGGAAAAUUAACCAGAGGGAUGAUGGUCCUAGAUACCCUGGAUCUACUUAAGAAGAAGCACAAAGCCUUUGUUAUGAAAACAUGUGAUUUAGAAAAGUUCCAAUGUCUACUAAUGGCAGCCCUGAAAUGACUAUUUUUUAUUGAAUUCUUCAUCUAGUCCUUUUGUAAGAAUGCAUGGAAAGUAAUGAGUCAGGAAGUUUGACCAUAUUGAUUAUUUGGCAAUUCAAUUAGGUUUUGAAUUCAAAUCUAUUUUUAAGAGAUUAAUUGUUUUCUUUUGUAUUUGGUUAUCUAGUGUCUCUAAAGGUAAUUUAACACAGUAAUUCCACAAAUCAUAGCCAUUUGUGUACUUCCAUUAACACUGGUGCAGUUUUAAAAGAAACACGUGUAUUUUAAUUUUAAAACGUGGUAUAUUACUUUGUUACAGGAAGCAUUCCUUUUCUGUGCCUUGUUAUCGGUUUGCAAUUGCACUUGGGUCAUUUCACCCCAGCAGUGUCUUCUGGGACACAGCAUGUUACUGGCUGACAGCAUGUCAGUCAAUCGGGGAACCAGCUGUUUGUUUAUUGACAGAAAUGAAGCCUGUGAAGGGGUGGCAACAACACAGUCUAAGCAUGGCUUGUAAACAGUUUUCUUCAAUCUAGUGAAGUACCAGAUAUCACGUUUUGAAAUUAAAAUGUUUGCUGCAACGUGUUUUUCAAAACUACACAUUUAGUAUGACAUUUCAUAAACUGGAAAGUGCAAAACUUGGAAAUGAAAGACAGUUUGGACCUAAUAUAUUAUUUUCUGUACAAGUGUUUAUGUACAUGCUACUGUCAUGUAUUAUGCAUGUUCCACUGUAUUUAAUGUACUAUUUCAUGUAUUGUGCAUUUUUUUCUUUUUUUACUGUAUAAGAUGUAUUAUGCAUUUAUCUGUAUUUGAAGUAUGAUGGAUUUUUUUGUUACUGCAUCUUGUAAAGUGCUUUGUGAUGGUGGUGGUCCACUAUGAAAGGUGCCAAAUAAAAUAAAGAUUGAUUGAU